Messenger RNA from Knipowitschia caucasica, 2172 nucleotides. The record is from the annotation of a GenBank genome assembly. NCBI's taxonomy places the organism in Eukaryota, Metazoa, Chordata, Actinopteri, Gobiiformes, Gobiidae.
AUGGGAGGAACCAAACUCACCGUCACAGGCGCUGGGUUCAGUCCCAACUCCUCUGAUGUGGACGUCUCUCUCGGAGGUGUCGAGUGUGAAGUGACGACUUCAGAAGAAAACCAACUGCAGUGUGUUUUAAAAUCCACACAAACGACCUACAGCAUCAACAACCAAGGCAUCCACCAGACGUAUGGGCGUGGCUACGCCUGGGAACCCGCCUCUCAGUCCAUCUUUGAGGGGGACAUGGUCCGCUGGUGUUGGUCAACUCCGGCGUUGCUGGACGUGAAGUACCGCGUGUUUUCCGUCGCCACGCCGAGCGCUCACACGUUUGAAGGCGGUCCUUUCAACAGCGGCGCCGCGACGCAGAACGGCUGCUUCUCCUCGGUCUUCUCGGCUCCAGGGGUGUUCUACUACAGCAGUGGAUUGGUGGACGUUGGUAAAAGCCGGUUUCUUCAGGGACUGGUGAAGGUCCUUCCUCGGCCUCAGAAGAGUCUGGACCUGGUCCUGAAGGUGUCAGGAGUGGAAGCUUUACACAAACCUGCUGACUCGUCUCGCUCUCGCCGGUCGUCCCAGGACUGUGUGGCGUCUCCUCUGUGCCCGGAGGCAAACUCUUCUUCUUCUUCUUCUGGCGUCUCCUUCACCGUGGCGCCCUGCUCCACUCCCACCGUUUACUCCAUCUCUCCAAACCAGGGCAGCUACCACGAGCCCGUCCACGUCAGCGGCUCCGGCUUUGGCAACGUGUCCUGCGCCAUCAAGGUGACGAUCGGAGACGAGCCGUGUCACGUGAUCAACAGCUCCAACACAGACGUGUUCUGUCGGCUCAGCGCUGACAGCGAGCUUCCCGUCGGAAUCGCCCACGCGCUCGCUCUCCGGGUCGACAACCUUGGCAGCGCCAUCGUCAUGGUGACAGACGAGAUGCAGCGGCGCUUCGUCCUGCUGCCGGUGGUGGACUCGGUCUGGCCUCACAUCGGCAGCACCAACGGCCUCACGCGGCUUUCCAUCCACGGCUCGGGCUUCUCCGAUGGAGCCGUGACCGCCGCCAGCACAAAGUGCCCCAUAGUGUCUGUGAACUACACCCACAUCACCUGCGACACCUACAGCUCUCAGGCCAACACCGGGGACGUCCUGUACCAGGCCGGGCCGAUCCGCUCCAGCUGUCACUCAAACUGCUCCUUUGAAUACUCCACUGCGGUCACUCCCAGCGUCUCAAAGCUUUCUACGUACUCCGUCAGCGGGCCGAGCCGUGUGGAGAUCUCUGGGGUCGGGUUUGGGAACAGAACUGGAGAUGUGUUUGUCACAGUUGGAUCGGCAGAAGCAGACGUCCUCUCUGUGGCAGACGACAACGUCACCAUCGCAGUCGGCGCAUUACCAGCCGCGCAGCACAGAGUCAAAGUCAUUGUGAGGAGCAAAGGACUGGCCAACCGACAGUUUUCAAUCACAAGUGAAGCCAAAGCCAGCCUGUCGCCACAAGGGGGCAGUGUGGAGGGCGGGACCCCGGUGGUCUUCACAGGGAAUGGUUUUGCUCCGGGGAAUACCAAUGUGACGAUCGGAGGGAAGCCAUGCAUUAUUGAGAGUGUGACACCGAGCGAACUGCGCUGUCACUCACCUCCGCACAGCCAGGGGGCAGCAGAGGUGCAGGUCCUGGUGUUUUCACAGAAGUAUCCGACUCUGACGUUCAACUACUCCUCCGACCUCACGCCGGUCGUCAGCUCUGUCAGCCCCCCCAGCGGCCCGAGUGGCUCCGCCCUCACACUGACAGGGUCUGGGUUUGGGUCGGACCUGCUGCAGGUCUCGGUCAGUCUGAACGGAGUCUCCUGCACCGUGUCCUCUGUCAGCGACUCCCAGGUGCAGUGCAUUGUGGGUAACAACCCCGGGGGCCCGUACCCCGUCUUGCUGCAGCACCUGCACAAAGGCACCGCUCGGUCUGACGUCAUCUUCAACUACGACCUGACUCUGAGCCGAGCCGAGCCAAACCAAGGCAAUUUUGGAGGCGGGGCCCUGCUGUCCGUCCACGGCUCUGGAUUCGACCCUGAAACUGCAGAAGUCCACAUCUGUGACAAACUCUGCGACGUGGAUCGAGAUUCUUCAACUUCCUCUGAGCUGAGGGUCCACUCUCCCAAUAACAACGGUACGAAGGGCCGAGCAGGACCAAUGAGAUGGUCCAAUGAGAUGGUCCAAUGA